CUUCUCUGUCUCUCUGAGUUCCCUCUAGUUUUUUGGGGGGGGAGGAAAGUGCGUAAAGACGCUUGCUGCUCUUUAGGAUGGAGCGCGUAAAGGACUGCGUUUCCUCCGCUGGGAUGUUUAUUCUGGGGCUGCUGUCUGUGCUCUGGCCGGCGCUGAGUGGAGUUUGGAGUUUUAACUUUUACGCAGAGCAUCCAUCGGUUUACAGGGGACCCGAUGGAAGUUAUUUCGGUUAUUCUGUGGACUUCUACCAAGCUACCGCCAACAGCAACACGUUCAGUGUGUUGGUGGGGGCUCCUAAAGCGAACACCUCCCAGCCCGGCAUCGUGGAGGCUGGAGCCGUCUAUUACUGCCCCUGGCCCGGACUGCCUGAUAGCUGCAGACAGAUUCCUUUUGACAAUUCCAAUAACAGAAUGAUUAAAGUAAAUGGCACCAGAGAGCCUCUGGAGUUUAAGUCGCACCAGUGGUUUGGAGCGUCGGUCAGGACGCACAAAGGCAAAGUGGUGGCUUGUGCUCCGCUCUACCACUGGCGGACGGUGAAGGUGAGCGGGGAAAAGGACCCCGUCGGGACCUGCUAUGUUGCCGUCCAGAACUUCAGCGCCUACGCAGAGUACUCACCCUGCAGGACCAACGAUCCGGACCCGGAGGGGCAGGGGUUCUGCCAGGCCGGCUUCAGUGUGGACUUCACUAAGGAAGGACGGCUGGUAGUAGGAGGACCUGGAAGCUUCUACUGGCAAGGUCAGGUGAUGACAGCAGGGAUAGCAGAGAUACUGAAUGGCUACUCUUUAAAGGCGGUGCUGAGGCAGGUUCCAGGCGAGAAGCACACCAGAGCUGCCGAAGACACGCACGACGACAGCUACCUCGGUUACUCUGUGGCAGUGGGAGAGUUUACAGGAGACUCUGAACAAGAGCUGAUAGCUGGAGUUCCAAGAGGAGCUCAGAACUUUGGAUAUGUGGCGAUGAUCAACUCCACCAAUCUGACCUUCAUCCAGAACUUCACAGGGGAGCAGAUGGCUUCCUAUUUUGGCUACUCGGUGGCUGUCACUGAUUUGAACGGAGACGGGACGGACGAUGUUCUGGUUGGUGCGCCGCUUUUCAUGGAGAGGGAGAUGGAGAGUAAACCCAGGGAGGUCGGGAGGGUCUACCUGUACCUGCAGCUGGCUCCGCUCACUUUUUCCCAACCUGUUCCUCUGACCGGCACCCACACCUUCGGACGCUUCGGCACAGCUAUCGCACCCCUAGGAGACGUCAACCAGGAUGGAUACAAUGACGUGGCGGUGGGCUGUCCGUUCGGAGGCGAGGAGCGUGGAGGCAGAGUAUUGAUCUUUAACGGCAACAGAGACGUGUCCACGCAAGGCCUGACGCUGAGCCAGGAGCUGCGAGCGGCCUCGAGCCCCGGGGCCAGUUUGCCUGGAUUCGGAUUCACUCUGAGAGGAGGCCAAGACGUGGACAACAAUCAGUAUCCCGAUCUGAUCGUGGGGGCGUUCGGUGUCGGCGAGGUGUCAGUGUACAGGGCUCAAGCCGUAGUAUCUGUGGAAGCUUCGAUGAUCUUGACUCCCAGAAUCCUGAAUCCCGAUGACCGACAGUGCCACCUGCCCCAGAUGAACACCAUGGUUACCUGCCUGAAGGUGGAUGUGUGUGCAGCGGUAAGCGGCGUGGGGAUCCCCAGCUCUGUAGACCUGAAAGCCGAGCUGCAGCUGGAUUGGCUGAAGGGCAGCAGGGGCGGAGUUAAGCGGGUUCUCUUCCUGGACACCCAGCAGCCUCAGCACACCGGGCUCCUCAAGCUGGGCCACAACCGUCCACGUGCAUGUCUGACCUACAUGAUUUAUCUCAGAGAGGAUGACGAGUUCAGGGACAAACUGACCCCGAUCUCUCUGGCUCUGAACUACAGCCUGGCUCCUCCCGCUCGUGAUCAAAACCUCCCACCUGUCCUCAACCACUACAGCAGCACCUUCCUCCAAGAACACGCUUACAUUCUCCUGGACUGCGGCGACGACAACAUUUGCAUCCCCGACCUGCAGCUCUCUGCUAGCAUGGACCGAGCCGAGCUGGUGAUUGGAGAUGACAAUCUGGUCAUGCUGACCAUCACUGCGGUGAACCGAGGAGAGGGAGCCUACGAGACGGAGCUCCACGCGCUGAUACCACCGGAGGCCGACUACAUUGGAGUUCAGCGCAAGGUGGAGUCUCUCUCGGAGCUAAAUUGCGAGUACAAGAUGAUCAACGAGUCCAGGAUGGUGGUGUGCGACCUCGGGAACCCAAUGGUGGCCGGGACGGAGCUGUCUGUUGGUUUGAGGUUUUCGGUCCAAAAGCUGGAAGAUUCUGGACCAAAAAUCAGCUUCGAGCUGCAGAUCCACAGCUCCAACAAAGAUAACCCCGACAGCAACCUCGUCAGCCUGAAUCUGUCCAUCGUCGCUGUAGCUCGACUCGAUUUGCGUGGGGUGUCUCAUCCCUCUCAGGUGGUGCUGCCAUUCCCAAACUGGGAACCCAAAGAGAAGCCUGUCAAAGAGGAAGACGUUGGACCACAAGUAACCCACAUCUAUGAGCUCCAUAACUUCGGUCCCAGCAGUAUUGGGGAGUCUGAGCUUGAGAUUGGCUGGCCCUCUCGUUUCCGUGACGAGAACCUGCUGUAUGCCAUGGAGAUUCAAACUGACGGACCAAUUAGCUGCCGGACAAACACCAGCCUUAACCCACACGGCCUUCAGAUCUCUGCUCUCCAGGACACACCGGAGCUCCUGGGUUUCUUGAGGAACACCAGCGGUCCUCCUCACCGCCGCAAGCGAUCCGUCAGCGCCGCUCAGAGUUACAGCAGUAAAACCCUGAACUGCACCAACAUCUCCUGCCUGAAGAUCAUGUGUGUGGUCGGGCGGCUGCAUCGAAGGCAGAGUGUCGUGGUUAAGAUCCGAUCCAGACUCUGGGCACAUACUUUCCUGCAGAGGCGAAACGACCCCUAUGUUCUCAACUCUACUGUGUCCUUCAUGGUGAUGUCCAUGCCUUACCGCAUCCAACCAACCACCUUGCCUCAACACAAAACCUCGAUGGGGACCCUGGUGUUAUGGGGGACUCCUGAUGUGUCCUUCGCUGUUCCUCUCUGGGUCAUCAUCCUGGCCAUUCUGCUAGGGCUGCUGGUGCUGGCCAUGCUGACGUUAGCCAUGUGGAAGUGCGGCUUCUUUGAUCGGGCGAGGCCGCCAGCAGACGACGACGUCUCCGACCAGGAGCAGCUGACGUCCGAGCAAACAGGAGACGCCUAAAUGACAGCUUCUGGUUGGAGGACUGUGGUUUUGGGAGGGACGUGCACCUUCUGAAUACCGUAAAUCAGAUCUGUGAUCUGUAUUAGCUCCUUGGCUGGAGGUCUCCUGCCUCCGUGUUGAUGAAAGUGACUGAAAGGACGGACUGAAGGCGGCAACGCCACACAGACUGGGACCAAAGAACAGCGUCCAAAGCAGACAGAGUGGGGCCAACACACUUAACAGGCUCAAUCACACACACAUGUCCGUUGUUUAUUCGCUGUGAUGAAGCACCAGAAGUGAAGACAGAACGGACUUUGUUGUGAAGACAAUGCUUUAAAUGUUUUUGUGUGUCUUUGUUAGUGAGGCACAAAGAGACUUGAGAUCAAUGCACAAGUGCUUUUGUGAGUGAGUGUGUGUGUGAGUGUGUGUGUGCAGGUACUGUACAUAUGUAUGUGUUUGUUAGGUGCCUCUUGUGUCUUUCUUUGUGCAGUUAUUGAGUUAUUUCACCACCACCGGGUUUAAUUUAUCCCAGUUUUCUUCAACUGGACUGUAUAUCGUUCACACACACACAUAAGAUGCAGCCACGCGCUUAAACAAAAAGGCACAAAGUGUAGUGAAGUGUAUAUUUAUGAAUGUAUGUGCAAUAUUGGGGCAUUGUGUGAUACUGAGGCUUGUUUACACUGGCAUUAUUUUAUUAGAGCUUAAUGUUUUCAUUGUUUAUGUAUAUAUGUAAGUGACUAAUUAGAAUAUUAAAUAUUAAUAUUUGCAAACAACAAAGCAUUUCGACUGACUUAAGCCGCCACAUAGCAUUUAAAAACGUGAGGAGACCAACAAGAGAUAAAUUAUUAUUGUCUUAUAGUGACUAUAGAGUUUUAUCUGUGAGGAAACAGACCAUAUCUUCACCGUCCUGCCCCGCUCGGUAAAGGUUUCCAUGGAUGUCUUUUCUAACACUGAUAAGACUUCAAAAAGUAGCCGCAAAGAUAGUCAGUCCAUGUCAGAAACACAUCACUUUGUAGACAGUCUGAGACUGUGUACAUUACUGCACGUACUGUAUGACAUUUAGCAGUGUGAGUCAUGUUGUUUAUCUGUUAUUGAUGCAUCAGGCACAGGCAGGCGGAACAAAGUGGUCGGGGCAUCAACAGUACCCUGAAUUCAAAACUAAAUGUAACUGUGUUAUGUUUGAGUUGUUUUUCAGUUUUGUAUCAAGUGUGAAGUUUUAUCAGAAUAAAGUUCUGUUUGAUUACUGACUCUG
Stegastes partitus (bicolor damselfish) is the source of this 4476-nucleotide messenger RNA. It is a transcript of the gene itga8, whose product is annotated as integrin, alpha 8. Gene Ontology annotation, molecular function: integrin binding. The record is from RefSeq and is a predicted model, not a curated record. Lineage: Eukaryota; Metazoa; Chordata; Actinopteri; Pomacentridae. Gene Ontology annotation, cellular component: integrin complex; external side of plasma membrane. Gene Ontology annotation, biological process: cell-cell adhesion; cell-matrix adhesion; integrin-mediated signaling pathway. The coding region runs from base 78 to 3245 and encodes 1055 amino acids. The transcript is spliced from 30 exons.